Effrenium voratum is the source of this 801-nucleotide messenger RNA. The record is from the annotation of a GenBank genome assembly. NCBI's taxonomy places the organism in Eukaryota, Dinophyceae, Suessiales, Symbiodiniaceae.
AUGCCUCCUCUUGGCCGACUCGGAGGGCAAGUGAGCCCGGGCGGCUCGAAUGCCGUUGUUCCAGAACCUCGUAGCGACAUCUUCAGCAAGACCAAAAUGUGUAAAUUUAAGCUGAUUGGCGUCUGCAUCAAGGGAAGCUCGUGCAUGUUUGCACAUACCCAAGAUGAACUGAAGCCAACCCCAGAUUUGUUUCGCACCAAGAUCUGCAAGACACUGAUCAACACAGGUGCCUGCCAAAACCCACAAUGCCGGUAUGCCCACAACAAGGAGGAGUUGCGCACCUCGAUGAACCGAGCCAAGCCAACAAGGGGCAAGCAGCCCAAUGUAGAGGAGUUGGCGAUGGAGAUGCAAGAGAGGCCCUCGCAUGGUCUCGAUAGCCAGGUGUUUCCCGUGCCUGUGGCAAUGCCCGUUGGCCGCGUUUCUACUGGCUGGCAAGGUGCAGAUGAUCUUUCGAAACCCCGGGCCAAGGCGUCGAGCACAAGGCGUGGCAGGAGAGGUCGCGGAUCCAAGUCAGAGAGGCUCACAGCGAACGGCCAAGAACGCUGUGCCCUCCCGGAUCAGCCGGAGUCUUCUGACAGCCAGCCCUCCACGUCCACCGACAGGCAGGAGACCGAAAAGACAGAAUCGUUUGAUGACACUGACGAUGAGUGGUUGUACGAGCCCAUCGACGCUCAGUAUCCUACCUAUAUGAUCAAGAACACGUUCCUGGAAUUUGGACCCGAUGCGUCCCCACGUGGCUUAAAGAAAGUGCAUACUGCUGCCGGCCGCUUGGAGAAGAUGGCCGAGUUUGUGGAAUGCUGA